AUGUCCCUCCGCACGCGGCUCCGGUUAGCCGUAUCCGCCGGGAUAGUGUUGAUAUUACUGCUCUACCUGUCAAACAAUAAGUGGACGGUUCCUGCGCUGGGUUACCAUAAGACUCCUGUCCAUGCGCCGUCGAAACCCGUCGAGAACAGCCCACAACUCCAUGCUUCCUUCUGGAGCGCAUUCCAACCUGUGUUAGAGCGAUAUGCACCUACCUGCCAGCCUCCGAAGAAAGAGGGUAGAGCCGAUACGAGUGAGAUCGGCUUCCAUCCUGAACGGAACGACCAGAAACGGCCAGAUCACAUUAGGAUGCCCGCAGCUGACGUUCUGUCGAUGAAGAAACUCCAUACCGAUUUCGUUGUCGAGGCCAACAGUGGUCGUCAUCGGCCUUAUUAUGCCCCGGGUACUCGUGGUCUGGUGUCUACAGCAGGAGGUCCAUAUCUCCCUGUACUGACGGUUUCCCUCCGCAUGCUUCGAAAUAGGGGCUGCUCCCUACCGAUGGAAGUCUUCCUGGCCACAAACGCCGAGUUCGAACCAUACAUCUGCAACCAGGUCUUUCCUGCAUUGCAAGCUAGAUGUGUCGUCCUUGAGAACAUGCUCAAAACUGCACCCAAGGGCAUCUCGAUCUCCAAUUACCAAUACAAAGUAUUCGCGAUGCUCUUUUCAUCAUUCGAGGAGCUUCUGUUCCUUGAUGCAGAUGCCUUCCCUCUUCAUGACCCUAAUGAACUAUUCCACAAGGAACCUUUCUCUUCUGGAAAGAUGGUUCUUUUCCCUGACUUCUGGGCCUCAAGCGCAGCACAACAAUAUUACACCAUUGCUUCAUUACCAGCUCCCAACAUGAACAAGCGGGCUUCGACUGAAUCCGGAGAAAUUAUGCUUUCAAAGAAGCACCAUGCAAAGACAUUGCUACUUGCCGCAUACUACAACCUUUAUGGUCCCCAAUACUUUUAUCCGCUUCUCUCCCAAGGUGCCGCUGGAGAAGGAGAUAAGGAGACCUUCCUUGCUGCAGCUACAGUUGUUGAAGAUGACUUCUACCAAGUCAGCGAGCGACUACGUGCUAUUGGACACGAGUCACCAGCUGGCUUGGCCGGUUCAGCCAUGAUUCAAUUUGAUCCAACGGAAGACUAUGCUCUGACCCAAAAGGGACACUGGCGUGUCCUCAACGAUUCUGUUGCUCCGCCUCCCAGGCCCUUCUUUGUCCAUGUCAAUGUUCCAAAGUUCAACCCUGCCACAAUCUUUGGAAAGCACCCAAUCGACCCCGUCCGAGACCACACGGGCAAGUUCAUUCAACCUUGGAGCGUACCAGUGGAAACGAUAAAACUAAUGGGCGAUGGUAUCGAGAAACAGUUUUGGUCGGAGAUGAAGUGGGUUGCCUGCGAACUGGAGAAAAAAUUCAAAUCCUGGGAGAAGCUUGAAGGUGUCUGUGAUAACAUGAAGAAGUACUGGAAUGAGGUCUUUGAGAAGAAACAGCCCAAGCAAUAG
This is a messenger RNA of Trichophyton benhamiae CBS 112371, 1479 nucleotides long. Its product is annotated as alpha-1,2-mannosyltransferase, putative. The record is from RefSeq and is a predicted model, not a curated record. Gene Ontology annotation, biological process: mannan biosynthetic process. Gene Ontology annotation, cellular component: Golgi apparatus. Bases 1 to 1479 code for a protein of 492 amino acids. The transcript has a single exon. Lineage: Eukaryota; Fungi; Ascomycota; Eurotiomycetes; Onygenales; Arthrodermataceae. Gene Ontology annotation, molecular function: alpha-1,2-mannosyltransferase activity.